AUGUCUUUGUCCUCAGCAAGCACAUUCAGCGCCUCUCUAGGCCUGUUCGCCUUGGGCGACUCGUUCAAUGUGUCUAUGACAGACCAUGUCAUACGAACAGAAGCAGAUCUUGGUGAACUCAACGAGUUUUACAACAUAGAUUUUGCAGCUCGUCGUUUUGACGCUCUACAGACCUACCACAAGAGUGAACAGAGCCUCCUCGAUGACAUUGACUUCGAAGGUCUUGACCAAGAAGGCAAAGUUGAUUAUAUCAUGCUGAACACGUAUCAUACGCGCCAACUGAAUAAUCUCGAUCUGCAAAAGUCUUCCAAGAAGGGCUAUCUACCGCUCCUGCCCUUCGCGGAAGACCUUGUUGGUAUGCUCGAGGCGAGACAGGAUGUUGAGCCCAUGAAAGCUAAAGAGACUGCCGGGUUAUUGAACAAUAUCACCAAGAGUAUUACUGCUGUACAGACAAAAGUCAAAGAUGGAGGUUUCAACGUCACUGAGACAACCGGAUAUCUCGCUACAAAAGCUAUAACCAAUCUUCUCGAGAAUUUGGAAGAGUGGUUCACUUUCUACUCAACCUACGAUCCUCUCUUCGACUUCUGGGUUACUACACCCUGGCAAGCCGCCAAUUCCUCUCUAAGCAAUUAUCUCACCACCGUGCAAACUGAACUCGCAGGCAUGAACCAAGAGGGUCAAGACGCUAUCAUCGGGGAACCCAUCGGUCGCAAAGGUUUGGAGGUUGAACUCGAAGCUGAAAUGAUUCCCUACACACCGGAAGAGCUCAUCGAGAUUGGUAAUCAGGAGUUUGAAUGGUGCGAAAAAGAAAUGAUCAAACAAUCUGAGGCUUUAGGUUAUGGAAAGGAAUGGAAGAAGGCUCUCGAACAUGUCAAGAAUGACUACGUCGAUCCUGGCAAACAAACAGAAUAUGUACGAAGUCUGGUCGUUGAGGGAAGUAACUUUGUCACAGAGCGUGAUCUUGUUACAGUACCUCCACUAUCAAACUCAACAUGGCGCAUGAUAAUGAUCGACGCAGAGCGACAAAAAGUGUCACCAUUCUUCCUCGGUGGGCCAACGAUCCAAGUUUCAUAUCCCGUUACAUCCAUGGAACAUGAUCUCAAACUCAUGGUCAUGCGAGGAAAUAACAAGCACUUCGCCAAAGCCACGGCUUUUCACGAAAUGUUUCCCGGGCACAGACUACAGCUCUACAUGGCAGACCGCUACAACUCUCAUCGCAAGCGCAUCUUCGAUACUCCCUUCUUUGUAGAAGGAUGGGCGUUAUACUGGGAAUUUCUCUUCUACGACCGUGACGACUUUCAUCAUUCGCCUGAGAAUCGUAUUGGAGCACUCUGGUGGCGUAUGCAUCGUUGUCUCCGAAUUAUCUUCUCACUCAAGUUCCACCUGGGAGAAAUGACGGCUCAAGAAGCGGUGGACCUUUUGGUUGACAGAAUUAGCCAUGAGAGGAGUAAUGCUGAGGGUGAAGUCCGUCGGUCUGUGGAGGGGAGUUAUUCACCGUUGUAUCAAGCGGGAUAUAUGCUUGGUGCGCUGCAGCUGUGGAAGUUGAGAGAGAUGGCUGUUGAUGGGGGAAAGAUGAGUGAGAAGGAGUAUCACGAUGCUAUUCUUAGGACUGGCGGGUUGCCGAUUGAGAUGGUCAAGGCUUUAAUUCUUGAUGAGGACCUUGACAAGGACUUUAAGGCGGAGUGGAAGUUUUAUGACUUUAACUAA
Messenger RNA from Fusarium coffeatum, 1707 nucleotides. RefSeq lists its product as uncharacterized. The coding region runs from base 1 to 1707 and encodes 568 amino acids. NCBI's taxonomy places the organism in Eukaryota, Fungi, Ascomycota, Sordariomycetes, Hypocreales, Nectriaceae. The record is from RefSeq and is a predicted model, not a curated record. The transcript has a single exon.